This is a messenger RNA of Talaromyces stipitatus ATCC 10500, 1320 nucleotides long. RefSeq lists its product as uncharacterized. NCBI's taxonomy places the organism in Eukaryota, Fungi, Ascomycota, Eurotiomycetes, Eurotiales, Trichocomaceae. The coding region runs from base 1 to 1320 and encodes 439 amino acids. The transcript is spliced from 3 exons. The record is from RefSeq and is a predicted model, not a curated record.
AUGACAUUCGAAUUCAUUGACAAUAAUAGCAAAAUUGAUCCGAGGACCAGGAAACGAAUUCGCAGUCUUGUUGCUACAGGGAAGAAUGCUGGCAAGACAGUUGUCCGUCCAUCCAGAAUCAAAGCCUUAAAAGAACAGUUGACACAUCCUGUUGCUUUUCCCAGCGCACAAAUACAUUCAGAGCUGACUCAGAGUGAAUCAUCGUCCGAGGAGACAGUCUUGCCAAUUGAGCGGCCAAUAGGGGAUGAUGUGUGCUAUUUCUUUACUUCGAGCCAACCAAACUUGGCUUCCAGAUCCCUUGCCAAGAGAGAUUGUCUCACUCAACAGUCAAGUCCUUCUAGAGACGCAAUUCACCACCUAUGUCAGACCUUCAGAUUGGUGAACAAGAAACUGUCCGACAAUGUUGUUCCGCUGUCCACGAUUGCCACUAUUUUGAUGUUAGCUCAAUACGAGCGUCAUCAAAGCCAACACUAUCAAGGGCUUAUACAUCUAAACGGGCUACUAAGGUUGAUAAAUGUACGAGGCGGUGUACUAGAGGUACAAAAAGAGAUGCCAAUAAUAAUGCAAAAAGCAUUCAGGGUUGACCUUGACUUCGCAUUAUAUAUGGGCACUGCAACUAUCUUCAACGUCAACCAUGUCCUUGCGAGCCGUGCGAUCAUUUUCGGUUCCGGAGUCUGCCCUCUCCAUCAUCUAAGAUGCACUGUGGACUCUUCUUUACUGGGAUUUUCAAUGAAUUUGAGUAUUGAUCUUCACAAUGCCCUCGUUGAAGCAAUGUCCCUUUCCAGGCAGCUCAAUGAUGCAGCUGAGACGAAAGCGCUGAAGGUCAAUCUCUAUUUUUUCAAUGCUAAUAUAAUUCUUCUUGGAUAUCAAGUGAUCUCAAUAAGCCCACUCAGUCAAUCAUACCAACUCAGUAGACUGGAAAACUCCAUUCAUCUGGGCCUUGCCAUGUUCGUUACAACAUUUAUGAAUAGGCUCGAUAGGAAGAUUCCAGAUAUGCCAUUCAUGUCCGAACUGCUUCGAGUGCUACUCACGUUCGACUUUCAAGUCCAUCUAUCGGUUCUAUUGUGGCUCCUAUUUCUUGGGAAUGCCACCAUACUUGGUCCUAAUGACCAAGAGUGGCUCGCACCAAUGGUAGCGACAACGGCUCAAAAACUCGGUCUUUACAGUUGGAACGGAGUCUCGAAAGCACUUGUCAAACUUCCCUGGGUCAAUUCUCUUUACAAUAGCUCAAGUCAAAGUCUCUGGCUAAAAGCAUCCACAUACUAUGAAUCACCCUUUGUCGAAAAAUCAUCGGCGUCUCCUAACUUACAUCUCGUGUAA